CUGAUCAAUAAAAAUUUUAUUGAUACAUAAUAUUUAUUUUUUUCUGAAACCUUUACACGUCAAUGUGAAACCAUGGAUAAAUCGGACUAUUUGAACCAAAAAAUGCUCAAACCGUUGAUGCCGGAGGACAUGAGAAGCGAACUCAUAUCCGCUCUCAAAUCGCAGAACGUACAUCAAAAUCGCGUACGAUCCGUUAGAAAUUUCAAGAGGUUUGCACCCACGCCGUCGCUACCGGCCAGUCCAGCUACUCCGGGCGCUAGUAACGAAGAUGACAAACGAGACCAACUUCGCCUGCAAGCGAUUCAGGAAAUCAGAACUUCGGAGAUUUCCUUUCUCAAACAGUUGGAUUUGCUGAUAAACUAUUUUGUGGCUCCUUUGAAAACGAACGGGCUCAUUCAAGUUCGCGAGCAUUCCCAAAUCUUCGGGCAGCUGGAAACGAUCUAUAAUCUCAGCCAGGAACUGCUCAAAAAGUUGGACGACGACCUGGACAACGUAGUACGUGCGUUCAUGAAUCUGGGACCGUUCUUCAAGCUUUAUUCUGUGUAUGCAUUUGACUAUCGAAAUUCGCUUUUUUCACUGCAGACGUUGAUACAGAAGAAUCCUGCUUUGAAGCGAUUCAUAGCCAACUCGGAAUCGAGACCGGAGGUUCAGACGAAGCUGAUUUCACUGUUGAUAACGCCGAUUCAGCGAAUUCCCCGCUACAAGCUGUUGCUGCAGCAGGUUCUGCUCUAUACCAGCCCAUGUGAUGGUUCGUACAAACAGCUGCAGGAAUCGAUAAAACUGGUAGAGCAAUCCGUGUCGCACAUCAACUCAGUGGUAGAGGAUUACGAGAACACUCAAAGACUUAUUACGAUUCAGAACGCGUUGACCAACAAGUCGCUGAAGAUUGUGAAGCCGGCGAGGAAGAUUUUGAAAGAAGGUAUCCUUCGGAAGCAGAAAACGGACGGCACGACUUCCAAGAAGUAUUGCAUCCUGAUGUCCGACAUGUUCGUCUACUGUCGGAUGUUGAAGGACCAGGAUCAUUUGUUUUCGGAAAAUGGGUUGGAAUGUUGUUGCAUUUUCCCGCUUAAAAAGUGCAAGGUGAUGGAACUGUUCAGUGGAAAUUUCAAAAUAGCUUGCAGUGGCGAUGGAACGAUUUUCACGGCAGAUAAUCCCGUGGAUUGUCGUAGCUGGUUCCAGGCCAUUCGGGAGGCUGUAGAGCUGCAUGUGCAGUGCAGAAAAACCCUGCGAAAAUUGUCCAGCAAUAGGAAGCCCAUGCGCAAAAAGCAUAUCCAAAAGAUGGAACCGGAGGAUGACUACCUUUGGUUGCUGCGUCGCAAAACUGCUAGUCCCACCAAAUCACCAAAGGCACGAACCAACCUGUGGCCGUUUCGUCAUAUGGAUUGUUUGAAGGCAAAUCGGCGCUCCUGGCAGGACGCUUCGCUUGUAACGAACAGACCGAGGUCUACGUCGAAUGUGGACUAUCAGAAUCGAAGGGCUUUGAACAUCGAAUCUAACGAUGAGAAUAACUCCUUCAAGAUGCAAGAUACAUCCACUCGGGCGGGGCCAAGCGGUACAAGAGCUAUUGCUACUGGGAACAAGAAGCAGGUCAGUUUUCAGCUACCGGCUUCCUACUACAAAAGGUGAACGUGGGUAAGUCUGUUGGUUU
Ochlerotatus camptorhynchus is the source of this 1648-nucleotide messenger RNA. RefSeq names its product Rho guanine nucleotide exchange factor 4 (gene RhoGEF4). NCBI's taxonomy places the organism in Eukaryota, Metazoa, Arthropoda, Insecta, Diptera, Culicidae. The record is from RefSeq and is a predicted model, not a curated record. The coding region runs from base 73 to 1626 and encodes 517 amino acids. The transcript is spliced from 3 exons. Gene Ontology annotation, cellular component: cytoplasm. Gene Ontology annotation, biological process: intracellular signal transduction. Gene Ontology annotation, molecular function: guanyl-nucleotide exchange factor activity.